AUGUCGUCUCACAACACUGCUGCUACCCAGGCCAGUCAGGGUCAAGAGGAGGAGAAGCAAGGAGACACUCCUCCUCGUGGCCGUACUCAGGUUGCAGACGCCUCCACAGGCCAGGAAGGCAGUGGCCAACGAAACACCAGUCGAUCAGUCAGCCGAGGCCGUACCCAUGCCAGGCUUCCACCCAAGGUCCGCCGUGGCAGAGACCCUGGCUUCACCACCGAGGGCUUCGUCUACCCUGGCCUAGGUGGUUCUUUCGUCCCCAGGGACCGCCGUGUCACCAUCUCUGAGGGAUCCUACCACUCGGAUCCGCCCCACAUUGACCCCAGCACUUCUUACCACCCUCCCCAGAGAAGAAAGAGACGUGCCAGUGGUGCAGUCAAGUCUCCCUCUCACAUUCGUUUUGAGAUCGAGGCGAUGGCAGAGGCGGCUGAGAUCCGCAGGGAGACUGAACUCAGGGCCAAAGAAGCUGAGAAGAAGGCUCAGAAUUUGAAGGAGUGA
Molecule: messenger RNA, 498 nt
Organism: Diaporthe batatas
Lineage: Eukaryota; Fungi; Ascomycota; Sordariomycetes; Diaporthales; Diaporthaceae
Exons: 1
Coding region: 1-498 (165 amino acids)
Source: RefSeq, a predicted model, not a curated record